AUGGUCCCACCUGCGCACUCUGCUGCCCAGGCGACUUCACAUUCUCCCAAAAUGUCAACAGCUCCCUCAACGUUCCAUCGCACCACUUGUCACUCUCCUAGUCAUCUAAGCACCCUCUCAAUACCAGAUAUUUCUGAGGAUUUGAUGUCUCUAGAUGUUGGCGGAGGCCCAGCCAUUCCAAUCGUCUCUCCUGCAUCUCCUCCUGUAAUGUCUGCUGCUCUCAAUCCCGCCCACAGUCCGUUGCCGAUUAAGCAAACACAGCACUCGUCGAUUGCCAAAUCUGUCAUGAACACACCUGCGAUGACUCGAACCAAUUCCGGUGGGCGCGAUAUCGACCACCUUGCCCCUCCCCCUACUUCUGCAGCUAUUGGACUAGGGUUAAACUUUUCGGAUACGCCAGCCGCUACUGCUCCAAAUUCUCCAAGAAUCCGGGCCACCACCUUAGAUAUUCCGGGUCUCACAAAAUCUAAAGUGUCGCCAGAUGGCCGCAUUGCAAACCGUGAUAUCGGUGCGAAGCUUGUUAUCGUAAUGGUUGGACUUCCGGCUCGAGGGAAGAGUUACAUCACAAAGAAGGUGGCAAGAUACCUUAAUUGGCUUCAGCAUGACACCGAGAUCUUCAAUGUUGGCAAGAGAAGGCGUAUUGCUGCUGGCGCUCCGGAUGGUUUGGUCUCCACCUCAGGACCUGUCACGGCGGCGAAUCUGCUCAAGUUGUCAAAUACCUCAUUUGCCCCACUCCCCCCUCCAGCUAAUGGUCACAAGCGCACCGAUUCCACUGUUAGUGAUAUUGCAGGGGGAUUAGACCAAUCUGCUGCGUUUUUUGAUCCAGCGAAUAAGGCUGCUGCAGAGCUUAGGGAGAAGGUUGCUUUGGAGACACUGGAUGAACUUCUAGACUACGUGCUGCAUCGCGGGUCUAUUGGGAUCUUGGAUGCCACGAACUCAACCUUAGAAAGGAGAAAGGCUAUCGUAGAUAGAGUGAGAGAAGUUGCGGGAAAAGAGUUGGGUGUGCUAUUCUUGGAGAGCGAGUGCCAUGACCAGCAAUUGCUUGAGGCAAACAUGCGCCUGAAACUAAGUGGUCCAGAUUAUAAAGGCCAGGAUCCAGUGAAGGCAUUGGAGGACUUCAAGAAACGAGUUGCUAUUUAUGAAAAGAACUAUGUUACCCUUGGUGAAUUCGAGGAAAAACAGGGAAUGCAGUAUAUCAAGAUGAUUGAUGUUGGGCGCAAGGUGGUAACCCACCAAGUUAAGGGCUUUCUUGGCGCCCAGACUGUUUAUUUCCUUUUGAAUUUCAACCUCGCUCACCGUCAGAUCUGGAUUACUCGCCAUGGGGAAUCCACCGACAAUGUGCUUGGCAAAAUUGGAGGAGAUGCUCCCUUGAGUGAGGAGGGAAAGAAAUAUGCAAAAGCUCUAACAUCUUUCAUGGAACAUCAACGUAGACUUUUCAGGCAACGUCAAUUACAGAAACACGAGUCCGCACACAUGCCCCCUCGUGCCGGUGAUAUCACACCUCCCAACCCUGAAUAUUCCAAGGGAGAUUCAAUGGAUGAGGAUGGCAGGCCUGCAGAGAAGAACUUUUGUGUGUGGACAUCAAUGCUUCAAAGGAGUAUCCAGACUGCCCAAUACUUUGAUGAGGAGGAGUUUGACAUCAAAGAAAUGCGGAUGCUCAAUGAGCUCAGCGCGGGAGUGGCUGAAGGAAAGACAUACAAUGAUAUUAAAUCCAUAUGGCCAGAUCAGUAUGCUUUGCGGAAAGCAGAUAAGCUUCAUUAUCGCUAUCCCGGAGUUGGCGGCGAAUCAUAUUUGGAUGUUAUCAACCGUCUUCGUGCAGUCAUCGUUGAGGUGGAACGUAUGACCGACCAUGUGUUGUUGAUUGGACACCGAGUCGUUGCAAGAGUCCUUCUAGCAUAUUUUCUUGGAUUGGACAGAAAAGACGUUGCCAAAUUAGACGUUCCGUUGGGCAGGAUUUAUGGUCUUGAACCGAAACCUUAUGGGACUCAAUUCAAUACGUAUCAAUACAACCCCGAAACUCAAUGGUUCGAUCAAAUUCCAAAUAGCCAGCUCAUGAGCGAGGAAGGAACGCUUGUCAAGGUCAACAAUUAA
This is a messenger RNA of Morchella importuna, 2091 nucleotides long. RefSeq lists its product as uncharacterized. Lineage: Eukaryota; Fungi; Ascomycota; Pezizomycetes; Pezizales; Morchellaceae. The record is from RefSeq and is a predicted model, not a curated record. The coding region runs from base 1 to 2091 and encodes 696 amino acids. Gene Ontology annotation, cellular component: cytosol. Gene Ontology annotation, molecular function: ATP binding; 6-phosphofructo-2-kinase activity. The transcript has 8 exons. Gene Ontology annotation, biological process: fructose 2,6-bisphosphate metabolic process; fructose metabolic process.